Molecule: messenger RNA, 2556 nt
Organism: Micropterus salmoides (largemouth bass)
Lineage: Eukaryota; Metazoa; Chordata; Actinopteri; Centrarchiformes; Centrarchidae
Gene: rnf207a
Product: ring finger protein 207a
Exons: 20
Coding region: 304-2172 (622 amino acids)
Biological process (GO): regulation of cardiac muscle contraction; regulation of heart looping
Cellular component (GO): perinuclear region of cytoplasm
Molecular function (GO): zinc ion binding; Hsp70 protein binding; transmembrane transporter binding
Source: RefSeq, a predicted model, not a curated record
AUAUGUUAAAUUUAACGUUAUAGUUAUUUAAUUAACUUUAACAGCAGACACAUGUAGCCUACAGUAUCAAACAAACCGAUCAAUUAUAACAUCAAAGGAGUGAGCAAACUCCAUCCUGAUGAAGAGCCCCCAAGUGUUGCACUGGCAGCACUUGGGGGCUGGCAUGAAGUGUGUGCCGUCAGCUGCCUGGCGGAGGGACCCCAUCAGACCACUAUUGAAGAGUUUCUGCAUUGCUCUCAUUCCUGCUGGGGGUAGCUGAUAACACCACUGAAAGCCCUGAGCACUCACAACGCAUCUGACAAGAUGGCAGGAGGAAUCUUCACCAACUUGGAAAAUAUCUGUAAUGUGGAUUGUACGAAUGUCCACCCCCUGGUUUGUCACCUGUGCCAUGAGCAGUACCAGUCCCCGUGUUUGUUGGACUGCUACCACAUCUUCUGUGCCCGCUGCCUACGAGGCCGGACCAAUGACAGCCGUCUCAGCUGCCCCCUCUGUGGUUACCCAUCCAUAGUAAAAGGAAAUAGCGCCCUCCCUCCAGAGGACCGUCUGCUCAAAUUCCUGGUCGACAACAAUGCGGACGCUGAGGAGACGGUGCAGUGUGCCAACUGUGACCAGGAAAGUAACAAAAAGGAGGCAGGGGUGAUGUUCUAUUGUAACACUUGUAACCAGCCACUGUGCGCCGCCUGCAGAGAGUUGACUCACAAGGCCAGAAUGUUUUCCCACCAUGAGAUUGUAUCCCUGGCCAAACGAACCAAAGCCAAACACAGAAAGUGCUCUCUUCAUGAGGAGCCCUACAUCCUGUUCUCAACAGAGAAUAAGUCAAUGCUUUGCAUCAAGUGCUUCCGAGACACACAAGUGGAGAGUCGGACUCACUGCAUUGAUAUUGAAACAGCUUACGUGCAGGGGUGUGAGAUGUUGGACCAGGCUGUACUGGUGGUGAAGGAGCUGCAGACUUCAGCUCGAGAGGCGAUUGUUCUGCUGAGAGCAAUGAUAGGAGAAGUGUGUCUGAAUGUGGAGGAAGAAGAGAGUGCAAUCUGUAGUCUGUUCAACAGCUUGCAGGAAAAACUAGCAGAGAGGAAGAAGAUCCUCCUGAAAGCAGCUCAGAGUCAACAUGAGGAGAAGGAGAAAGCACUAAAGGAACAGCUCUCACACCUUACAGCCCUCCUGCCAACCCUCCAGGUUCACCUCGUCACCUGUUCGGCCUUCCUCAGCUCAGCCAACAAGUUUGAGUUUUUGGACAUGGGUUAUCAACUCAUGGAGAGGCUGAAGAGGAUUGUAAAGCUCCCUCAUCGACUGAGACCAGUGCAGAGCAGCAAAAUCAACACAGACUACAGAAGUGAGUUUGCACGCUGUCUGGAGCCCUUACUGCUGCUAGGUCAGCGCUGCCCUCCUUCUGUUGCCGGAUCAGCAAGUAUUGCAACAAGGCACCAGUCCCCUCUCUCCAUGUCUUGCCGCUCCCCGUCUCUCAGUGAAAUGCCCCGAAGGCCCACUUGUCACCGCAACAUCUGCACCAAGGUCCUCCUGGCUGAGGGGAGGGAAACACCCUUCACCGAGCACUGCCGCAACUAUGAGAACACCUACAGGACUUUCCAGACAGAGAUUCAGAAUCUAAAGGACCAGGUCCAGGAGCUGCACCGAGAUCUGACCAAGCACCACUCAAUCAUCAACACAGAUAAAAUGGGAGAGAUCCUGGACAGAUCGCUGCACAUUGACAGCCAGAUAGCUGCCCAGUACUCCACUGUGGAAACUAUGCGAGUCAUGUUUGAAGAGAUCUGGGAGGAGACCUUUCAGAGGGUCACAAAUGAGCAGGAGAUCUAUGAAGCCCAGCUUCAUGACCUACUGCAGCUGAAGCAGGAGAACUCUUACCUAACCACUAUCACCCGACAGAUCAGCCCCUACAUCCUGUCCAUUGCCAAAGUCAAAGAGAGACUCGAGCCCAGGUUUCAGGAGCCUAAGGAGCACCACGAUGACCGCACAGAAACAAUGCUGAAAAUCUAUGAAGACAGCACAAUUGCUACAGACAGUAACAACCAGACCUGUGUCACAGACCAAGACAGAGACAAGAACAACCGCCCGCUGAUCCUCGAGUCGGGGGAGAACUCUGUCAAGACCAAUUGCCCGGGCAGGAAGAGGGUUCCCACAGAGACAUCCAGCCACAAUGAGAUGCCUUCAUAAACACCAUGACAUCUGUCCCCCUCAACCAUCUCCUGCUCCUGUGUAGCAAUGUGACUUUAUUCAACCAUAACAAGCCAAGGAUGGAAUUUGACUUCCUCUGCUGUCCAGAUACUGUACAUAACAUUUUCUCCGCAGUGGGGAGCUGUCAACAGCCCUUAUAGACAGUAACUGGACGUACAUACAUGGAGGUCAAUGACUCACUGCUGUCAGAGCCGGACAUGGACAGCCUCCUUGUUCAAAAUGGACAAUUGGUGUUAUUUAAGGUGCAUGAACUGCUUUAAUGAGCAAAUAGAAUGAAUAAUAAUCUUACUUUCCUGGAUUGCCUUUUGUUGCUAUGUUUGUGCUUUAGCUGUUAAAAUGAUGAAUGAAGUAUCCUGAAAGUGA